Chanos chanos (milkfish) is the source of this 2826-nucleotide messenger RNA. It is a transcript of the gene zbtb7b, whose product is annotated as zinc finger and BTB domain containing 7B. NCBI's taxonomy places the organism in Eukaryota, Metazoa, Chordata, Actinopteri, Gonorynchiformes, Chanidae. Gene Ontology annotation, biological process: mitochondrial electron transport, NADH to ubiquinone. Bases 7 to 2826 code for a protein of 939 amino acids. Gene Ontology annotation, cellular component: respiratory chain complex I. Gene Ontology annotation, molecular function: NAD binding; protein binding; 4 iron, 4 sulfur cluster binding. The record is from RefSeq and is a predicted model, not a curated record. The transcript is spliced from 12 exons.
GUGGCGAUGUCUCCAGGAGAGGAUGGUCUGAUUGGAAUCCCCUUCCCGGAGCACAGCAGUGAGCUCCUGUCCCGUCUCAAUGCGCAGAGACGGACGGGGCUCCUCUGUGACCUCACGUUGACCUCUCGGGGGGCCCGCUACCCCACGCACCGAUCCGUCAUGGCCGCCGUGAGCCUGUACUUCCGCCGUCUUUUCGGGGCGGAGGAGGGAGAGGAGGGCGGAGAGGGGGUGAGCGGAGGCUGCAGCGUGUGCCAGCUCGACUGCGUGUCGCCCGACGCUCUCGACGCCCUCCUGGAAUUCGCGUACACGGCCACGCUGACCAUCCGCAGCUCGGGCAUGCGAGAGGUCCUCAAGGGGGCGCAGUUGCUGGGGAUCCAGUGCGUGGCGGACGCCUGCCGCGACAUCCUGGGCGAAACGGGUGAGGACGCGGAUCCCGUGGAGGAGGCCGAGAGGGCCUCGCGACGCAAGCAGGACCAGCGGGCCGCUGCCAGGGCGACCUCGCCGAUCCGGCCGACCUGGCGACACUCUCAGCCCGAGUUUGUUCCGCCCCCUGGUUCGCCGAUGCCGGAAUACGGCUUACCGCCGACCGAGGAGCUCCUGUUUGCCGCAGGGCAAAACGGGUCUUCGCAAGGCAGCCAGCAGGGGGUGCUGGCUAACGGAGGCACAUACCGUCACCGGGAGAGUACUUUGCCACCGCCUGUGUCCGAAGACCCAGCCUCAGAGGAGGAGCCUUUGAAAGUGGAGGUGCCAGGAGCCGGGGUUGUUAGACUCCCCACCCCAACUCGGGGCGAGAGAGGAGGCGCAGGAGGAGGAGGCGCAGGAGGAGGAGGAGUUGCUGCAGUAGGUGGCAUGGGGGGAGGAAAGAAGAGGAAGUCCCAGACCCCCCAGCAGUGUCCGGUCUGUCAGAAGAUCAUUCACGGUGCUGGAAAACUGCCCAGGCAUAUGAGGACACACACGGGAGAAAAACCUUUCCAGUGCACAGCCUGCGGAGUCCGCUUCACUCGGAAUGACAAGCUGAAGAUCCACAUGCGGAAACACACUGGGGAGCGGCCCUACCCUUGCCCCGACUGUCCCGCCCGUUUUCUACAUUCCUACGACCUGAAGAACCACCUGUCCCUGCACAGCGGCGCCCGUCCCUUUGAGUGUCCCCUGUGUCACAAAGCCUUCGCCCGGGAGGACCACCUCCAGAGACACCGCAAAGGUCACAGCUGCCUGGAGCUCCGAACCCGACGCCCGCGCCGCGGAACCGGGGGGUCGCCGGGGGAACCCGGGCCUGUUCCGGACCAGCUCCAGGACCAGAUCGCUCUCCAUCAGCACCCGCCGUCGUCCUCCUCCUCUUCCUCCUCCUCCUCGUCCUCCUCGUCCGCCGCCGCUGCCGCUGCCGCUGCCGCCACCGCCCAGCUCCUGUACCAGCAGGGCCAGGAGGCCCGGUCCGUCUCCAUGCAGGCUAUGUCUUUGCUGGGUUCGGGCAGACUGGGCUCCUUCGAUCAAAGAACACCAAAAAAAACUAAGUUCGGUCCCUUGAGCGACCAGGACAGGAUUUUUACCAACCUGUAUGGACGUCAUGACUGGAGACUGCGGGGGGCGCUGAAGCGAGGUGACUGGUACAAGACAAAAGAGAUCCUGCUGAAGGGCCAUGAGUGGAUUCUGAAUGAGGUGAAGAUUUCAGGUCUGAGAGGGAGAGGGGGAGCUGGGUUCCCCACUGGAAUGAAGUGGAGCUUCAUGAACAAACCUAGUGACGGGAGGCCUAAAUACCUGGUGGUGAAUGCGGACGAGGGGGAGCCCGGCACCUGCAAGGACAGGGAGAUUAUGAGACACGACCCCCAUAAGCUCAUAGAGGGAUGCCUGGUGGCAGGCAGAGCUAUGGGAGCACGCGCGGCCUACAUUUACAUCCGCGGCGAGUUCUACAACGAGUCCUCCAACCUGCAGAUUGCGAUUAACGAGGCGUACGCUGCCGGUCUGAUCGGGAAGAACGCGUGUGGUUCGGGUUACGACUUUGACGUGUUCGUGAUGCGGGGGGCUGGGGCCUACAUCUGCGGGGAGGAGACCGCGCUGAUCGAAUCCAUCGAAGGGAAGCAGGGCAAACCACGACUCAAACCCCCGUUUCCUGCCGAUAUAGGUGUGUUCGGAUGCCCGACGACAGUCGCCAACGUGGAGACGGUUGCCGUGGCGCCAGCGAUCUGUCGUCGAGGCGGCGCUUGGUUCGCAAGUUUCGGGAGAGAGAGGAAUUCCGGGACGAAGCUUUUCAACAUCUCGGGUCACGUGAACAAUCCGUGCACGGUGGAAGAAGAGAUGUCCAUCACGCUGAGAGAGCUGAUCGAGAGACAUGCAGGCGGCGUGAGAGGUGGCUGGGAUAACUUACUGGGCGUGAUUCCCGGAGGGUCCUCCACGCCCAUUAUCCCGCGUUCUGUCUGCGAUGAUGUCAUGAUGGACUUUGAUGACCUCGUCAGGGCGGAGACUGCUUUGGGCACAGCCGCCGUCAUCGUCAUGGACAAAUCAACUGACGUGAUCAGAGCCAUUGCCCGCCUGGUGGAGUUUUACAAACAUGAAAGCUGUGGACAGUGCACCCCCUGCAGGGAGGGUGUGGACUGGAUGAACGCGAUGAUGUGGCGUUUCGUCAAGGGUGACGCUCGGAACUCGGAGAUAGACAUGAUCUGGGAGCUAAGCAAACAGAUUGAAGGUCACACUAUCUGCGCCUUGGGAGAUGGGGCAGCCUGGCCCGUGCAGGGCCUAAUCCGACACUUUCGUCCCGUGAUGGAAAAUCGCAUUGAAGAGUUUAAGAAGACUCAUCCUGACGAGGCGGCUAAGCGAAGAGAGGUCGUCUAA